ACGCGCGGGGGCGCGCCUGCCCACCGCUCCCGGCAGGGCUUUUGGUGGCCAUGGGGGAUAACGGGCGUUGACUCACCCGGGCGGGGCUCCGAGAGUUGCACAGCCCAAGGCAAAUGUCAUGGCCUGUGCUGUGGGGGUUUCUGGAGGACUUCUAGGAAAAUGAGGGAAGAGCAGGAAAAGGCGACAUGGCUGCAGGGGCCAGGCCCAGGAGCCCGCCCUCCACAGCACUCAUUCUGCAGAAGGGAAACUUGAGGCCCCCAGACGGCAGGGGUUGAUCCUGCAGAGACUGGCCCUGUGCCUCCCUCUACAGCCCUCAGGGAGCUCAUUGAGGAGCUGGUCAACGUCACCCAGAACCAGAAGACCCCGCUCUGCAAUGGCAGCAUGGUGUGGAGCACCAACCUGACAGCUGGUGUGUACUGUGCAGCCCUGGAAUCCCUGAUCAAUGUGUCAGGCUGCAGUGCCAUCGAGAAGACCCAGAGGAUGCUGAGCGGAUUCUGCCUGCACAAGGUCUCAGCUGGGCAGUUUUCCAGCUUGCAUGUCCGAGACACCAAAAUCGAGGUGGCCCAGUUUGUAAAGGACCUGCUCUUACAUUUAAAGAAACUUUUUCGCGAGGGACGGUUCAACUGAAACAUCGAAAGCAUCAUUAUUUGCAGAGACAGGACCUGACUAUUGAAGUUACAGAUUCAUUUUUCUUUCUGCUGUCAAAAAUGUCUUGGGGAGGUGGGAAGGAGGGUUAGGGAGCGGGUAAAAUUCCUUAGCUUAGACCUCAGCCUGCGCUGCCUGUCUUCAGCCUAGCCCACCCCAGCCUUCCCCUUGCCCAGGGCUCAGCCUGGUGGGCCUCCUGUGUCCAGGGCCCUGAGCUCGGUGGACCCAGGGAUGACAUGUCCCUACACCCCUGCCCUGCCCUAGAGCACACUGUAGCAUUACAGGGGGUGCCCCCCUUGCCACACAUGUGGUAGGAGAGGGACCCACUUCACACACAGGCAACUGAGGCAGACGGCAGCUCAGGCCCAUUUCUUCUUGGCCUUAUUUAUUAUUGUGUUAUUUAAAUGAGUGUGUUUGUCAGCGUUGGGGAUUGGGGAAGACUGUGGCUGCUGGCACUUGGAGCCAAGGGUUCAGAGACUCAGGGCCCCAGCACUAAAGCAGUGGACACCAGGAGUCCCUGGUAAUAAGUACUGUGUACAGAAUUCUGCUACCUCACUGGGGUCCUGGAGCCUCAUCCGAGGCAGGGUCAGGAGAGGGGCAGAACAGCCGCUCCUGUCUGCCAGCCAGCAGCCAGCUCUCAGCCAACGAGUAAUUUAUUGUUUUUCCCUGUAUUUAAAUAUUAAAUAUGUUAGCAAAGAGUUAAUAUAUAGAAGGGUACCUUGAACACUGUGGGAGGGGACAUUGAACAAGUUGUUUCAUUGACUGUCAAACUGAAGCCAGAAAUAAAGUUGGUGACAGAUA
Messenger RNA from Nomascus leucogenys (northern white-cheeked gibbon), 1446 nucleotides. It is a transcript of the gene IL13, whose product is annotated as interleukin 13. Bases 382 to 627 code for a protein of 81 amino acids. The transcript has 6 exons. Lineage: Eukaryota; Metazoa; Chordata; Mammalia; Primates; Hylobatidae. The record is from RefSeq and is a predicted model, not a curated record. Gene Ontology annotation, molecular function: cytokine receptor binding. Gene Ontology annotation, biological process: immune response. Gene Ontology annotation, cellular component: extracellular region.